Molecule: messenger RNA, 5412 nt
Organism: Stegastes partitus (bicolor damselfish)
Lineage: Eukaryota; Metazoa; Chordata; Actinopteri; Pomacentridae
Gene: slc39a10
Product: solute carrier family 39 member 10
Exons: 11
Coding region: 171-2867 (898 amino acids)
Biological process (GO): intracellular monoatomic cation homeostasis; zinc ion import across plasma membrane
Cellular component (GO): plasma membrane
Molecular function (GO): monoatomic cation:bicarbonate symporter activity; zinc ion transmembrane transporter activity
Source: RefSeq, a predicted model, not a curated record
ACCUGUUAAGAUAUGUAAGUGCCGCCGUGAACGUCUGUCCUUCUCAGGCUUUCCUUUCUGCUUACAGAGUACAAGUUUCAGAAGAGUUUGUUAGAAGUCCCGUAAAGAGCUGAACCAGGACUGGGGGCCACGCAGGAGGAAACGUUUUGGGGACCAGAAGUUAGGGGACAAUGCGAGUCCACGUGCACACGAAGUUCUGUUUCCUAUGUGUGCUCACCUUCCUCUUCCAUCAGUGCAACCACUGCCAUGGAGACGGACAUGGCCAUGGCCAUAGCCACGGUGGUGGACAUCACCAUGAUGACCACACAAACGCACACAGCGACCUGCAGAUUUCUGAGGCUCCAUACGUGAGAGGUACCACGGUGUCCCCGGCGUCCGAUAGUCCUCAAGGGGACAGCCUAGAGGAGGAGCAGCGCUUUUAUAUCCAGCAGUUGUUCAGGCGCUACGGCCAGAAGGACCGCUUAGAUUUCCAGGGAUUUCAGAGUCUGCUGAUGAGCUUGGGUUUGGGAGAAGUAAAGGUGGUAAGUGUUGAUCAUGAGGAUCUGGGUCACGACCACGUAGCCCACCUCGACCUGCUGGAUGUGCAGGAGGGGCUGCAUUCACAUUCAUCCACCAGUGAAGACCCCAACCAUGGCCACCGGCACGGCCACGGUCAUUCUCACCACAGGCCAGGCUCCCACCACUCACACACAGAACGAGCUCCCACAAAGUGCAGCCAGACUACUGUUGCCAGUCCGGCUGCUGGUGCUCCCACAAAACACGAUCACGACCAUGACCACGACCACGCUAAGGUAGAGGAUAGCCAACAUAAACAUUCUGAAGGACAUGUGCAGGAUACACAUGUCCACGACCACAGCGAUCACAGCAGUGGGGAUCAUGGACACGACCACAAUCAUACUCAUGAAGCGCACGCCGGCACAGACAGCGCUCCUGUCGACCAGGAGCAGCUGCCCUCUGCUCAUCUGGAGCCGUCCCAAGUACCUCAGGAGCUGCGGUCCUCUCCCGCCCCGACACAAAGCCGCCCCAAGAGGCCCAGGAAGACAACAAGGGGCAGAGGACAGCGAGGUCGAAACAAACCUUCUCCUUCUGUCACACCUCCAUCUAAUGGACACGACCAUGGACACGACCAUGGACACGACCAUGGACACGACCAUGGGCACGACCAUGGACACGACCAUGGACACGACCAUGGACACGACCAUGGGCACGACCAUGGACACGACCAUGGACACGACCAUGGUCAUGACCAUGGACACGACCAUGGACACGAGCCUGGACACGACCAUGGACACGACCAUGACCACGACCAUGGACACGACCAUGACCACGACCAUGACCAUGGACAUGACCAUGGACAUGAAGAUGGACAUGAUUCUAAUCACAAACAUGACCAUCCGCAUUCUAAUAAAGAUAAGAGAGAAGCACCAGGAGAACCUGCUGCACCCACUUUGCCGGCCCCCGCGCUGCCUGGACAUCCAGGGGGACUGUCGCAUCAGCAUGAGGAGUGUUUGAACCUCACCCAGCUCCUCACCUACUACGGCCUGAAUCCCGACGCGCUCAUCUCCCCGAGCCAGUUCACCUAUCUGUGUCCUGCCUUGCUCUACCAGAUAGACAGCCGCGUCUGCAUCCGCCAUUACCACCAGAUGGACGUGGAGCAGGAAGCCUUGGAGCCCGUUAGCUCCGUGUGGGUCUGGAUGUGGGGCUUCGUGUCCAUCACCAUCAUCAGCCUGCUGUCCCUGCUGGGCGUCGUACUCGUGCCAAUCCUCAACCAAUCCUGCUUUAAGUUCCUGCUCACCUUCCUGGUAGCGCUGGCGGUGGGCACGCUCAGUGGUGACGCUCUGCUUCACCUGCUGCCUCACUCACAAGGGCAGCAUGACCACAGCCAACCGGGGAGCAGCCACGACGCUGAUCUGGUGACAGAAUUUGACGGUGUGUGGAAGGGGCUAACGGCGUUGGCUGGCAUCUACCUCCUCUUUAUCAUCGAACACUGUAUCGGCAUGUUUAAGCACUACAAAGACCAAAGGGGCAUGAAGAAGGCGAGUGAGGAGGGCAAGAUCGGCAGGAAGUUGUCAGAUCACAAGUUAAAUCGUCGCUCAGAUGCAGAGUGGCUGCACCUGAAGCCACUCAGUGACGAUCCUGACAACUCAGCCGUCUCCUGCGACAACGGUCACAAUGACACACAGCUCUCAGAGCUCCAGACACCCGACUCUCCCACCACCAAGACCCCGCUGGCACCCACAAACCCCCAACAAGACCAGCAGUCGCCCACCAAGGAGAACGGUCGCAAAGCCAAGCAGCACAGACACUCGCACGGACAUGGUCACUCUCAUGGAGGGAACUGCCACUCAGACCAGGAGAUGAAGGAUGCUGGUAUAGCCAGCAUCGCCUGGAUGGUCAUCAUGGGAGACGGCAUGCAUAACUUCAGUGAUGGCCUUGCCAUAGGGGCAGCGUUCAGUGCAAACCUGACAGGCGGCAUCAGUACAUCAGUGGCUGUUUUCUGCCACGAAUUACCUCAUGAGCUUGGUGACUUUGCGGUGCUGCUGAAAGCCGGGAUGUCAGUGAAGCAGGCCAUUGUCUACAAUCUGCUGUCCGCCCUCAUGGCCUACGUUGGCAUGCUGAUUGGCACAGCUGUGGGCCAGUACACGCACAAUGUCACCAGCUGGAUCUUCGCCAUCACAGCUGGCAUGUUCCUUUAUGUGGCUCUGGUGGAUAUGCUGCCAGAAAUGCUUCAUGGGGACAGCGAGGACCACAAGCGCUGCCAGCUGGGACACUUUAUCCUGCAGAACCUGGGCAUGCUGACCGGGUUCGGCAUCAUGCUGCUCAUCGCCAUCUUCGAAGACCGCAUUGUUUUCGAUUUUGGCUUUUAGUGGAGGAGGAGGAGAGAGGACGCGAAGGAGGGGGAGAGCUGGAUGUAUCAGUGUUGUUCUUCUUGGCCUUAACAUGCUUUGUUUGCAAUGUGACGGCCCAGUUUUGCAUGCAGUGUGAGUCUCGUUCAUGGCCUCCAUUCCAAACAUGCAGCGGUAGCUUAUGCAUAUCUCAUGACUCUGCUAGUGAUGUUUACACUCUGCUCCUCCAUCACCUCUCUCGUGUCAGCUCCAAUCUGUCUGCUCCCUGGGAAGCAAAAAAAGAGGCUGAAUGACAGAAGAGCAAAAGCUGCGGCCCAACCAGAAAGCGCCUCCUCUGCUCUGAAACGCCACCUUUAAAAAAAAAAAAAAAAGAAAAAAAAAAAGCUGUAGAUAGCGAGGUGGUGCGGGGUAUGUGUUCCCGCGGAGAGGCAGCUAUCACGGCCCAGCAGCUCGCCGCCUAUCCAUCAUCACCUGUUGUUAAUGUGUUGUCGUCGUACUCCCCCCACCCCCUCCUUCCUCGCCUCUCAUCCACUCUGUGCUGUGUCCCGUCAUCCAUACCGCAUACAUCUGUGGCGUGUGUUCCACCUGCCAUCCAUCACCACCCUUCGAUGUCAUCAGGCUGUUUAUGAAACGCCUCUGUGCCAAGCCCCGGCCACUGGAGCAGCUCUAGAGCCACACCGCACACCGUCACAGUGUCCUUAAAGAGACCCUCGCUGCUACAUCUGGAACAAACCCUUUAACUCGUGUCGCUUCACCGGCGGAACGUUGACGGUGUCUGAGCUGCAGUGUCAAAAUAGAAAAGCGUUCCCCUUAUGGUACGUGGGAAAUGGCCUGGAUACUUCUUCUUUUUUUUUCUCUCUCCUGCAGUUUUCUUUAGUUAUUCCUUCAAAGUUGUGUUUUAUUGUCUAAUUACAGUUUUUGGGACCUUCUUACUUAAUAGUGAUGACUGCUGCUAACAAAGCUGCCAAAGUCUUUACAAAUUAGCAUUUACAGUGAUCAGUGUUUUUUUUGUUUGUUUGUUCGUUUGUGUCUUUGGUAGCUACACAAAUGUCGGACCAAUUUUUUUUCUUCUGGUACGGGUUCGACGAUCUGUAGCCAAAUGAGACAUAUUCUUGUUAGACCUUUUUUUUAUUUUACUUUUCUUUGUCAACUUCAAAAUGUGAAGUCAGAUAAACUAGCUCUAUUUGUCAUCAGAAGUGUUGUAGUUUACUAGAUUUACUAGGGUGCCUCUUUGAGUUCCUAGAAGGUGUUUUGUCCAAUCGGAGCGCCCUGCAACGGAAGUUGAAUUACAGUAGGAGGUUUAGGUGUCACAGGUAUCAGUGCAGAUCUCUUUUUUUUUUUUGGUACGAGGUCCAUAUAGUGUCAGUAGUUGUGGAAAUAACACAUUUUUGUUCCUGCUAAUAUUUUUUUUUUUCUAGUACUUUUGUCCAAGAAUGAUUUCACUUCUUGACAAUCGGAGACAGACAAAGCAAAAUCAGUAAACUUAAUGUCCCAGCAGAGCAAUAAACGUUCUGCUGCCUAAAGCUCCCUGCACUUGUAAUGGAUGAUUAUGAUUAACGAUUGGACAAAGAUUAUUUAUUGUGAAUAUGUUUUACAAGCAUUCCUGCGUGUUUCUGGGGGUGUAUGUGACAGUCACUCUGUUGACUGUUGAUUUUCCGUGGCUGGUGCUUGACACCACCUCUCCUCCUGCCCCCCCCCCCCUGCCCCCCCACCCCCCAACAUUCCAUUGGCUGUUCUGCGGCUCACAUGCUAAGCUACCUAACCUAGCUUCAGCUGCUAGAGCACACAGAUAAAGUGUGCCUUCAUUUAUCCGGUCACUGUGUGACAUCCAUCGUCUGUGUCUUAACUGGCUGUAAACCAUCGUCAGUCGACUCAUGUCAUUGUUCUGACUGAAUCAUGCAUGAAGCAUGAGUAAAACGGUACAGACAUUGUGUUGAGUGUAAUUUUUAUUUUUUUUUCUUUCUUUGUACUGCAAAGUUAAACUAUUGAUGACCUUUGUUACUUUUUAAAUUAACUGUGUGAAGAUCAUGGGAGGUUCUUUGGGGUGUAGUGUAACUGGUGCGAGCCUUUGAGACGAGUGACGCUGGUGUGAGAGCACGCGGCUCAUCAUCUGUAUGCUGUAUCUUUUUACAGGCGUGUUAUUAUUUCAUCUUAGGUUCAUUUUUCAUGCGAGCGCACCGAAACCUGAAUGUAUUUGUAUUCUAACAUCAAACGAAGCUCAUCGUUUGCCCUCUUUCAAAUAUGAAUUCAGUUGUAUCUUACAAUAUGAAUAAUGAAUGUUUAAAAGGAGUUUUUUUUUUUGAAAUCCUGCAUUACUUGUGUAAUUUAAAUCUAAACUGCCCUGUCGAGUGUUCAGUAAGAGCUGAUGACACUUAAGACACUAUGCCCCAAAGAUAAAAGUUUCCUCAGUGUUUAUUGGGCACAGACAGCCCAUGAUCAUUUUUUUCUUUGUUAUAUGUGUAUUUGUUUAGUAAUCUGGAUAUAAAAUGCAAAAUGUGACAUCCUUGCUGUCUGCCUGUCUGUGCAUUCUCCCCAUUAUGGAAGGAAAAUAAACUCUUGAAAAGAA